AUGGGUGAUGCUCCCGACUAUGACAAAAGCCAGUGGCUGAAUGAGAAACUCAGGCUGGGCCUGGACUUUCCCAGUCUGCCCUACUUAAUUGAUGGGCCUCACAAGAUCACCCAGACUAACGCUAUCCUGCACUACAUUGCCUGCAAGCACAACCUGUGUGGGGAGACAGAAGCAGAGAAGAUUCCUGUGGAUAUCCUGGAGAACCAGGUUAUGGACUCUCGAAAUGAGCUGGCCAGGGUGUGCUACAGCCCUGAUUUUGUGAAAGCUGAAGCUGAAAUAUUUGAGGGGCUCCCUGACAAGAUGAGGCUCUUCUCACAGUUCCUGGGGCAGUGGCCAUGGUUUGCAGGGGACAAGAUCACCUUUGUGGAUUUCCUUGCUUAUGACAUCCUUGAAUGGAACCGUAUCUUUGAGCCUAAGUGCCUGGAUGCGUUCCCAAACCUGAAGGACUUCAUUGCCCACUUUGAGGGCCUGAAGAAGAUCGCGGCCUACAUGAAGUCCAGCUACUUCCGCCCAACUCCUGUCUAUAUGAAGACGGCCUUGUUGGGCAAUAAGUAG
Trichechus manatus latirostris (Florida manatee) is the source of this 555-nucleotide messenger RNA. RefSeq names its product glutathione S-transferase Mu 1-like. Gene Ontology annotation, molecular function: glutathione transferase activity. Lineage: Eukaryota; Metazoa; Chordata; Mammalia; Sirenia; Trichechidae. Gene Ontology annotation, biological process: glutathione metabolic process. The transcript has 7 exons. The coding region runs from base 1 to 555 and encodes 184 amino acids. The record is from RefSeq and is a predicted model, not a curated record.